Molecule: messenger RNA, 2356 nt
Organism: Capsella rubella
Lineage: Eukaryota; Viridiplantae; Streptophyta; Magnoliopsida; Brassicales; Brassicaceae
Exons: 1
Coding region: 300-2252 (650 amino acids)
Source: RefSeq, a predicted model, not a curated record
UCUUUGUCUAUAGUCAAGUCCAAGUCCACAGUGUAGUAUCCAAAACCAAUUUUGUCACGUUCUAUCACAUAUACAUGAAUCUCUUCUUCGUCGAUUAUCCACGUAACUGAAUUAACACUCAAGGAUAAAGAACUUUGAAGGAAGACUGCAACGUCAUUACACACGCACGUACGGAUCAGUAUUGUUCCGUUCACACUUCACACUCAGUCAAAUAGUCAAGCACUUCCACAACCUUGUAUAAAUACUCCAGUCGCUUACCAGUUACGUAUAACACCACCAAAAUAAUCAAAUAGCCGGCGAUGGAAACACCUAAAGGCACCAUCAUCUACACUACCGUUGGUCGAACUCACUACGGCUUCGACGUCUUCUCUCUCCACAUCGCCACUUCCGUUGAACGCCGUUUAACAGACGGCGUUUCCGUUAACUUCAACGCUCAAUUCACCGGCGAUGAUGUCGUCUUUGUUUCUGAACGAACCGGGUCCGCCCGGGUUUACAGAACCCGACCCGGAAAACCUGAACCCGAACAGCUUCCCGGAGCUCCGGAUAGCUACUUCCACGACCGUCCCAUCAUCGUUAGUCAAUCCAACAAGCUCUAUUUCAUCUCCGCUCACGAGCAGCCUGAUCGUCAUUUCAAGAACUGGUCUGCGCUUUACGCCGUGGAGCUCAACGGUGAUAAGAGAGAGGUUACACGUGUCACUCCACCAGACGUCGCCGAUUUUAGCCCUGCGGUUUCUCAAUCGGGAGAUUUCUUAGCCGUCGCGUCCUAUGGAUCUCGAUCAUGGGGAGGUGAGUUUCACGAGAUCAACACUGAUAUUGUUGUUUUCAAAGCAUCUGAACCGGAGAAGAGAUUAGUGAUUUGCGAGCAUGGCGGAUGGCCGACUUGGUCUGGCGAUUCUACUGUUUUCUUCCACCACCAAGCAGACGACGGUUGGUGGAGCAUAUUCCGGGUCGAUAUACCGGAAAAUUUCCAGGAAUAUUCCGAUUUCCCUAUCUUACCGAUCCGAGUCACUCCAUCUGGACUCCAUUGUUUCACUCCUGCAGCUUUCCACGACGGGAAACGAAUCGCCGUCGCAACUCGCCGUCGCGGCGUCACUUACCGUCACAUCGAGAUUUACGACCUUGAACACAAAACGUUUCAGCCAGUGACUGAGCCACUCAAUCCGAGUUUCCACCAUUACAACCCCUUCGUAUCUGCCAACUCCGAGUUCCUCGGCUACCACCGGUUCAGAGGCGAGUCGACUCAAGGCGAGUUAAUCGUUCCGAACAUAGAAUCCAUCGUUUCACCAAUCAAAACCCUCAGCUUACUCAGAAUAAACGGAUCAUUUCCAUCAUCAUCACCUAACGGUGAUCUAAUCGCACUAAACUCCGAUUUCGACAUCAACGGUGGCAUUAAAAUCGCGAAAUCCGACGGCUCAAAACGAUGGACGUUGAUCAAAGACCGUACAGCUUUCUACAAUUCAUGGAGUCCAACGGAGCGUCAUGUAAUCUACACAUCUCUCGGUCCAAUCUUCAGUCCGGCGAGUAUGGCUGUUCAGAUAGCACGAAUUAAGUUCGAUCCGUCAGAUCUCACCGCCGAUAAAGAAGAGCUCCCAUGUGAUGUGAAGAUUCUCACUCUAGACAACACUGGGAACAACGCUUUCCCGUCUUGCUCUCCGGACGGCAAAUCAAUCGUGUUCCGAUCUGGUAGAUCAGGUCAUAAGAAUCUCUACAUUGUAGACGCCGUUAACGGAGAAUCUGACGGCGGUGAAAUACGACGGUUAACGGAGGGGGAAUGGAUCGACACUAUGCCUUGUUGGUCUCCGAAAGGAGAUCUCAUCGGGUUCUCAUCUAACCGGCACAACCCAGCGGACACCAGUGCGUUCGGUGCUUACGUGGUGAGACCUGACGGUUCUGGUUUGAGGAGGAUUCAAAUUGCUGGACCGGAAGGGUCGGAGGAAGCGGCGAGGGAGAGAGUUAAUCACGUGAGUUUCAAUAAGGACGGUGAUUGGUUAGUAUUCACGGCGAAUCUCUGUGGAAUAACGGCGGAGCCGGUGGCGAUGCCGAAUCAGUUUCAGCCGUACGGAGAUUUGUACGUUGUGAAAUUGGACGGGACAGGGUUGAGGAGGCUGACGUGGAAUGGAUAUGAAGAUGGGACUCCUACGUGGCAUACUGUAGAUGAAUUGGAUCUGAGUCGGUUAAGUUUGAACGGUCAAGAUGGUGAUAAGCUUGAAGGUCAGUUUGAGGAGCCGUUGUGGAUUUCUUGCGAUAUCUGAAUAUGUACGAGUCUUCUUUAUCUAUAUUAAGACAGUCAAAGUACUAUUAUGUAAUGUCACUUUUUUAUACCAAUAAAACUUUCAAAAAUAAAUUAUUUCCACUC